Molecule: messenger RNA, 825 nt
Organism: Sorex araneus (European shrew)
Lineage: Eukaryota; Metazoa; Chordata; Mammalia; Eulipotyphla; Soricidae
Product: histone H1.11R-like
Exons: 4
Coding region: 1-825 (274 amino acids)
Source: RefSeq, a predicted model, not a curated record
AUGGUGGUGCUCGUGGUGAUGGCGGGGAGGAUGAAGAGGAAGAUGAUGACUCUCACGCUGACUCACAAGCUUCUGUCUGCGGGAUCCACAGCGGCCCCGCAGCGCUGCAGGGGCGCGGGCGCGCGGGCGGAGCGGCGAGCGGCCGGCAGGUGGCGCUCGAAGCGGCCCAGUGGGCGUCACGCGCUGCAGAUGGUGGGGGAGGGACCUGCCACCUUCCCGGGCAGGGCUGGGCUGCGGCUGCGGCUGCGGCUGGGACUGCGGAGGAGCCUCACGUGCCGGGACCGCAGAGUCCACAGCGAGGGGCCGCGGGUGCGCAACUGCCCGGCGUGCCCGCCGAGGGUCUUCAAGGGUCUGCAGGACCCAGUGGGGCCCCGGUCCCUGGCGCGCCAGGCCCGUGGGGCCACCGCCAGCACCACGGACAGCGCCGGCCCGGGUGGCCGGUCCUCCCCAAAGCCGCCGGCGCAGUGUCCCCGGCCCGCGCCCCUCCCGGCCCGCAGUCCCACGGCCCCGCACCCUCCCUUUGUCUCUCCCGCCGCAACUUCCCCGCAGGCCCCCGAGCCGCCACCGUCCGCGGGCUCCCAGGCGCGGGCGCUGCGGACACACGUGGCCGCGGGUCCAGGCGGGGUGGCCGCAGCGGCCGGCCCGGCUCCCCGUCGGGCCCCCGCCCGCGCCGCGCCGCCCGCAGCAUGCGGCCCCUUUGUGUCCCGCGCCGUCGCGGCCGGCAGCUGGGCCGCCCUCUGCGCGGCGCAUUGUUCGCCGGAUUUGUCCGCGGCGCGAGGGGCCGCCGGGGCGGCCGCCUUCCUCCCGGCCGGGGCAUUUCCAUGA